Molecule: messenger RNA, 3021 nt
Organism: Brettanomyces bruxellensis
Lineage: Eukaryota; Fungi; Ascomycota; Pichiomycetes; Pichiales; Pichiaceae
Exons: 1
Coding region: 1-3021 (1006 amino acids)
Biological process (GO): phosphatidylinositol phosphate biosynthetic process; phosphatidylinositol-mediated signaling
Cellular component (GO): membrane; cytoplasm
Molecular function (GO): 1-phosphatidylinositol 4-kinase activity
Source: RefSeq, a predicted model, not a curated record
AUGUCAACUGAAAAAGAAAAGGAAACUGCACCAUCCAAUGCCGAUCUUUGGACUACUAUUCAUUCGUCAAACUUUGACAUUUACAAAUGCAUUGACCUCCUCAGAUCUAAGUCGGAAAAUGUCGGAAUACAGUACGAGCUUUGCAAACGGGCCACAAACUACCCUAUGGCAGAGUUGCGUUUCUUCAUUCCGCAACUUCUCCAAUUACUAAUAACUGUUGACACCCAGUCUCUGGCGCUUACAGAAAUGAUUGAGCAUCUUUGUACGAGGGAUCCACAUUUCUGCUUGGUCACAUUUUGGAAUUUGCAAGCCUUGCUUCAGCAGCUUUGCUCAGAACCGGAAAGCAUCGGUUUUCAAACGUGUAAGAAGUUAAUUAAUGAGCUCCAAUACCAGUUGUUCAAUUAUUCUCAGCGACCGGGUUCGAAACUUCCACCUUCAACAUCUGGUGUGGUAUCACAUGGCUUUAAUCAGGGCUUUCACGAAAAUUUGACACCCUCUCUUAUUCUGCAAACCUCGCUUAUGGCGGCAAUAACCGUUCCGGAGACCGUUCAUUAUGUUGAGCCGAUGGUUCGCAUCCAGGGGAAAAAGGUGAAAACGCUUGUUUUCGAGGUUCUCAAGGAUGUCAAGAAAAGCUUGACUGAAAACUUGACGAGGAAAAAUACAAUUAAGAACUCCAAGCUUGGUACAACAUCUGCUAAGUCGUACAAGUCUGAGGUAAGACGUACGAAGUCGGUAAAUUUGGAUAGAAAGCAUAGGCAUACAAGUACACCAUCAUCUUCUGGUAAUAGCUCCAAUAGUAUUGAUCUUAAAAUGGUGGAUUCAUAUGCAGAUAUCAAUCUUCCUGAGCUUCGAAGGCCGUCUUUGAAGUUGGGAAAAGCGUUUGCAAGAUCACCUGGUACCUUUAACGGUUUUUCUUCCACGUUUAUUUCAUUGGGCAAGAAGGCAAGCUCGAAAAGUAAAUCGGAUGACAUGGUUGCCUCCAUGCCGGAUUUAGGCUCCGGCAGCCCGGAAAAUAUGAAUUUUGACGGCUCGUAUGCCACAUCCAUCAGAAAUUCCUUUGAUUUCAGAGAUAGCUUGGAUAUCGAUAAUGCGGCAAACGGCAAAGCGGCAUCUUUGUCUCCAGAAAGAAGAAGAAUGACUUAUACCAAAGCGCAAAAGGUCAAACUUUUAAAAUCCAAUUAUUUCAACAACACCACGCAGUUUGUAAUUGCUCUUCAAAAUAUAUCUGCCAGAUUGUCAAAGACUCCUCGGGAGGCUCGUCUUUCUACACUUAAAGCUGAAUUGUCGGUUCUUAACUCUGAUUUGCCGUGCGAGGUCGAUAUUCCAUCACUAUUGCCGAAAAGUAAACGUGGAAAAUACCACAAGAUCUGUCAUAUAUGCGUUAAUGAAAGCGCGGUUUUAAACUCGGCUGAGCAUGUUCCUUUCUUGCUAUUGAUAGAGUAUUUUUCAGACGGUAUGGAUUUCAACCCGGACACCCCAUCUAAUAAAUAUUUACUAGAAGACCUUCAAAAUGGAAAUGAUGACGGCAAGUAUCGUUUUGACAUUUCAUACAGAAACACAACCUCAAAGACUGCCUUGAAGCCAAUUUCACAAGGAACUGGAAACCAUACUUUGGCAAAUGCAACCAGCUCUCGUACAAGUUCAAUAUCCAAAAAAGAUGGUAGUGACUUUUCUACGCCGCUUCCUGAAAUUGUGAAAAAGAGUGAUAUUGAUGGUACAGAUCUAGGGGAUGUGUCCGUUGUCAAAUUUACAAAUAAGAUGGAGGAUAAAGAUGCAUUGAUGUUUCCCACAAAAAGCUUCUUUGCUAAUGACAAAUCCCUACAUGAUCAGAUAAAGGAUAUUGAAGGGUCUCUAAAUGAGCACCAGGAUGAUAGUAAUGAACAUGACAAGAAUCUGACUGUUCAGAUGCGUGUUGCUGGUGUCAUGCUCAGGCAGUUAGAAUUAUCACAGUCCACUCUUGCAAAUUCACAGGCAUUACAGAUUAAAAAUAGGAUUGUCAAGUCGAUGAAGAAAAUGCAAGACAGUUUUGAGUCUAGCAGCAAUUUGAAGAAGACUGAUGAUGCCGCCGGUGUUCGUAAAUUGUCUAAUGAUUUCAAAGUUGCUGGUUUGAGCUAUCUUGGGGAAGAUUGGAACAAGAAGAAGCAAAGAAUCAGGAAGCAUUCCAUGUACGGUAAGCAUGAAAACUGGGAUCUUUACUCGAUGAUUGCUAAAACAGGUGAGGACUUGGCCCAGGAGGCCUUUGCAUCGCAAUUAAUACAGAUUAUUGCAAACAUAUGGUAUGCGGAUGGUGUUCAUGUUUGGGUGAAACGCAUGCAUAUGUUGAUUACAUCGUCUAAUACCGGAUUAGUGGAGACGAUUACGAACGCCUUCUCUGUGCAUUCCAUCAAGAAAUCACUUACCGAAUACAUGAUAAGCAAGAAUGAAUUGCAAGCAGGGGAAGUUGCCACACUUAAGGAUCAUUUCCUAAGGAUGUUUGGCGAUGAAGAUUCAAUGAAAUACAAGAUGGCCCAGCAGAAUUUCUGUUCUUCACUGGCUGCAUACUCAAUAAUAUGCUAUUUGCUCCAGAUCAAGGAUAGACACAAUGGUAAUAUUAUGGUUGAUUCUGAAGGGCAUAUUAUUCACAUUGACUUUGGCUUCUUACUAUCGAGCUCUCCCGGGUCUGUUGGUUUUGAAUCAGCACCAUUCAAGUUAGUUCAAGAAUAUGUAGACGUCUUGGGAGGAGUUGAUUCCUUCUAUUUCCAGCAGUACAAAAAACUCACUAAGGAGGCAUUUAAAUCCAUAAGAAAGCAUGCCGAUAGUUUGUUAAAUAUAGUUGAACUUAUGCAGACGGAUUCUCCGUUACCUUGCUUCCGUGCAGGUGAGAGUACUUCCGUUCAAUUGCAGCAACGUCUUCAACUUCAUUUGAAUGAUGAAGAAGUUGAUGCCUUUACAGAGAAUGUUUUGAUUGCCAAAAGUCUUAAUAGUGUGUACACUAGGCUCUAUGACCAAUUCCAGAUGAUCACCCAGGGAAUAUACAUGUGA